Molecule: messenger RNA, 1345 nt
Organism: Aspergillus homomorphus CBS 101889
Lineage: Eukaryota; Fungi; Ascomycota; Eurotiomycetes; Eurotiales; Aspergillaceae
Product: FAD-dependent oxidoreductase
Exons: 3
Coding region: 1-1263 (420 amino acids)
Molecular function (GO): FAD binding; monooxygenase activity
Source: RefSeq, a predicted model, not a curated record
AUGACGAGCUCUCCUACUGUUCUCAUAAUCGGCUGCGGUGUUGCUGGCCCGGUGCUGGCCGUCCUGCUGCAGCAACGUGGAUAUGCGCCCAUUGUAUUCGAGAAGGUCGGGGUUCUGGGCGAGGCGGGCGCAUCCCUUCUUCUGCAGCCUAACGGGAUGAAGGUUCUUGGUAUGCUUGGCGUAGCUGAAGGCCUUGAGGAAGAAUUCCGACCGUUGGCCGGCUAUUGGCAUGGAACCGCCCAGGGACAAACCCUGGCGGAUUCGGAACUUGCAAGCGGAUUCAAGGAACGAUACGGAUAUUCUGCAGUCGGUAUAAGACGGUCUGAGCUCAACCUUCGACUGAAGAAGCUCCUGCUGGAUAGGGAAAUUGAGGUUCGCGAGGGCUGGGAGUUGCUUACUAUCCAGGAGAGCGGCGACUUCGUCACCGCGACUUUCAGCAACGGCCGAUCGGCCACGGGCUCGUUCCUUGUCGGUUGUGACGGUAUCAAGGCGGCGACUCGACGUGUAAUCCUCCAGAUGAACUCCGAUAGCAUUGAAGGGCCCCCAGUCUUCACGGGGCUGACCCAGACAGCUGGAAUCUCGCCCACCCCGUCUACGUUGGAAAACCGAGGAGGCAAGAUGUGCAACUGGUACGGCGAAGGCAUUCAUGUCAUUGCGUACCCUAUCUCCAAAACGCAUGUCUCGUGGGCAGUGACUCUACCUGACUCUAACAAGCAACCAGAGACUUGGAGGCUGUCGACCGCCGAGGAACUCGAGUCACGCCGCAGCGAAUUACUGGCGUGCUUAGGAGGCUUCGAGCCGGCCGUGCUGCAGCUUACUAGGGAUGCUGAGCGCAUUAUCAAAUACGGAUUGUUCGAUAGAGAAGAGUUAACUGCCGAGCAAUGGCAUUCCAAGCGUUGUGUACUGGUAGGAGACGCCGCUCAUCCCACGAGCCCUCACAUCGGUCAGGGUGCGAAUCAGGCGCUGGAGGACUGCUACCACCUUUCACGUCUUCUUCCUGACCUUCAGUUGGGCCUCGGGGCUGAAGAACGGGACUCCGCCCUAAGAGGUGUCGAUUUGAGUGCAGUCUUCCGCACCUUCGCAGAGAAGCGUCAGCCGAGAACCUCGAUGUUGGUUAGAGACGCUCGCCGGCAAGGAGAGCUUCGCGUGGUGACUGAUGGGCCGGCCAAAUGUCGAGAGCGUGAUGGUCGCAUUGCCGCAGCAUGGGAGAACACUGCGGCAAUGAUGGAUAACUUUGACCGGCUCUUGCAAGAGCCUUUUUAGCGCAGCAUGGGAUGGGGAACUGUAGGGCCGCUCCGAGGAGGGCAGGGUGCAGGGGUAAGAACUAAGCAGGUCAGUAUGCCAC